Molecule: messenger RNA, 1882 nt
Organism: Drosophila serrata
Lineage: Eukaryota; Metazoa; Arthropoda; Insecta; Diptera; Drosophilidae
Product: facilitated trehalose transporter Tret1
Biological process (GO): carbohydrate transport; transmembrane transport
Cellular component (GO): membrane
Molecular function (GO): sugar transmembrane transporter activity
Source: RefSeq, a predicted model, not a curated record
ACCGCCCCAGCGGUUAAUUCAUAAUCCCAACCAAAAUUGGAGUAUAUUAAAGAACGAAAGUAUCCCGGAAUAAGGUCGCCGAUAUGACUUUCGAUUCCAGUCAGCCGCAGAAGUUGAGUGUUUUUAGUGCACGCUACCGAUGGCAGAUUAUAGCCACCAUGACGGUGCACAUUAUGACGCUGACUCAUGGCAUUGCCGUGGGAUGGCUAUCGCCGUCUCUCAGACUACUCGGCUCCGACCAUAGUCCUUUGGGAGAACCCCUUACCAUCACCCAGGCAUCCUGGGUCGGAUCUAUGGUUGGCCUGGGUUCGCUGACUGGCAACAUUAUAUUUGGCCUGCUGCUCGAUCGUUUGGGCCGUAAACUUUGCAUGUACUUUCUGGCCAUACCCAAUAUGAUGUAUUGGAUCCUUAUCUACUCUGCCCAAGAUGUGACGUAUCUUUAUGCUGGACGCUUUCUGGCCGGGAUGUCAGGCGGUGGCUGCUACGUCGUCUUGCCCAUUUUCAUUGCGGAAAUCGCCGAUAACAGCGUUCGCGGUGCCUUAUCUUCCAUGGCCAUGAUGUACGUUAGCAUGGGAAUGAUGGUUGGCUUUUCCCUGGCCUCGUACCUUUCCUACUAUCUGAUGCCGUGCAUUAUAGUAGCCUUUCCGGUGAUCUUUAUGGUGGCAGUUUUCGGCCUAGCCGAGACUCCUCAGUUUCUCCUGAGAAGCGGAAAGGAUGCACAGGCCGAGAAGUCCUUCUACUUCUAUAAGAAUCUCAAGCCACCUACAGUCGGCGACAAGGAGGCAUCUCACCAUGACGCGGCCAAAAUGGAGUUUGAUACCUUCCGCCUCCAAGUACUCAGUGGCGGCGUCACCGAAAGCAUUACCUGGCGUGAUUUUAUCAAUGUACCCACUUUAAAGAUAUUCGGACUUAUCUUCGUGCUGAUCAUCUGUAAUCAGCUCUCUGGGAGCUUUGCCAUCUUCAAUUACACGUCGCACAUCUUUGCGGAGCUGGGCAAUAAAAUGGAUCCCAACACUUCCACCAUUGUCGUGGGAGCUGCCCAGCUCGUGGGCAUCUUUUGUGCUGUAGCCUUGGUGGAUCGCCUGGGUCGUCGUGUCCUUCUGCUCACCUCAAUGGGUGGCAUGGGCCUGGGUGAGCUGACCAUUGCUCUGCUAAAGACCUUUGCUUCGGAGGAGUUCCUGGACCAGAAUGGUUGGCUGCCACUGCUCAUCAUGUGCCUGGUGGCCGCUAUUGCUUCACUUGGAGUUAUAGCACUCAUAUUUAUCAUUAUCAUCGAGCUGCUACCAGCUAAGAUUCGCUCCCUUGGCACCUCCUUGAGCAUGGCCACCUUCAGUGGUUUCAUUUUCGUGGCCCUGAAGAUCUACCCCACAAUGAUUAACGAUCAGGGCCUGGCAGCCACAAUGUUCAUGUCGGCGGGCAUGUGUUUCUUUGGAUUUGUGGUGCUGGGACUCUUCCUCCCGGAGACCAAAGGCAGGCUGUUGACGCACUGAUCCCUCAUCUGACAUCGAUCCAACUAGGCCCAGCGGCCAAAGUCAAAGAGUUGGCCGUCGCCUUUUGUUGGGAGAUGAGUCCAUUGAAUAAGCUGGAUAAGCGGGAUCCAUAUGCGGCUCCAUGUCAAGAGAGUAUUCCACUCAAUAAUUUGUGGCACAAAGGCGGCAAUCGUCUCAUCCUGAACUCUUGAACCCACAUAAUUCAAUUGCGGUUUCGUUUGGAUAUUUUUUUGUACAUAGAAAUUUAAUUUAAUUUGAAUGGAGAAAGUCUUGGGGCUGUGAUCUUGCUAUUGAUAAGUGCGAAAAUUGUAAAUCAAUAGGUCUACGUAAAUAAUAGCUAUUAUAUGGCUUAAAUAAGUGUUAGUGUAAGUGUAAAAUUGAAACCAAAAUUG